GGACUCCAGUAUACUGUGGAUACCAAACCUGGCCAUGCUAGGGAGUGAACAGCCCCUGGUUGGCUUGAGGCAUUGGACUCAUGGCUUUAAUUAGAAAAAUAGGGAUUGGGGAAGUGAAGGAGGGAAGCAGGGGGUUGCUGAUUGCAGAGUAGCCCAUACAAUCUGACAGAAGUGUCUUUUGUUACUCAGUCUUCCGCUUUGGGAAGUCCAGGAGUAAAUCACGUCUCCUCCAUGAACUCCAUCUCUGUAUAAUGAAAAGACUUUGAGAGAGACGCCCUCAUUUCCCCACUAUGAGAAGUAACUUCUGUCCUGCGGGUAAAAUUUCUUUGAAGGAGUGUACGGUUCUCCCUAGCGAGGACCUCCAAGUGCUAAACCACUUCAGUGGCAGAACGACCAGUACUAAUAGAGCAUCCUCGCAACGAACUCGGACGUGCCCACCUUCGCGAUCUGUCUGUCCCCAGGGAAGUCUGUCCCAGAGCAGUUAACUCCCCAUCCCCGGAGGUAGCUUUUAAGGCGUUUUUUCAAAAUCAGCUCGGUGCUUCCUCUUUUUCCUUAGAGCCAGAACUGCGCGUUGCGUCAUCUUCCUGCCCCCACCAACCUCUAGGAGAGACCAAGGGCCCGGGGAAAGUUGUUGUAAAAAUUCCCGGGGAAGCCCGGGAGGCCCGAGGAGGAGCAGCUCAGCUGUAGCAGCAUUUCAGGAGCAUCCUGGAAAGCGCAGCCCGGGGCGGGGUGGGGACCGCUGCCAGCCCAGCUCCCGCCGCCGCCUGCAGCCGCCGGCGGCGCAGGGACCAUGUCCGCGCAGACCGCGAGCGGCCCCACUGAGGACCAGGUGGAGAUCCUGGAGUACAACUUCAACAAGGUUAACAAGCACCCGGACCCCACCACGCUGUGCCUCAUCGCGGCCGAGGCCGGCCUUUCCGAGGAGGAGACCCAGAAAUGGUUCAAGCAGCGCCUGGCGCAGUGGCGGCGGUCAGAAGGCCUGCCUUCAGAGUGCAGAUCCGUUACGGACUAAGGAGGUGGUGGGCAUCCAGAGCUUCCGUUCAUGAAGACCAUCUGCUGUUUCUCUCCUCAGUGCAGCCAAGCUGUUUUGUUUUUUCAGUGUAGUAUUUUUAUGUUCCACUGUUAGCCGUUCUGCUAUUUAGCACAAUGUUGUAUUUUUUCAAUGUAUAUAACCAGAAAAGAAGAGAACAAGGUAGCUACGUGCAGCUUCUGUGUAAAGCAUUGACUUGGCUGGGAAUGUGGUAUGGUUGCAUUUUCCUUUGGGUCAUGAUGACAGUUUGUAGUGAAGACUACUAGUUUGCUUUUGACCAUCAGCUCCCAGUAACAAUUUACUGUCACCAUCCACCUCAGAGCAAGCAAGACCUCUGUUAAAAAGAUUACUUGACCAAGAAGGGAAAAUAUUUCCUUCUGAAGCUAAUUCUCCUAGUCAUUUUCCAUAUGUUUCAUUUAAAUACAUUGAGUUGAGUGAGAAUACAGAGAAGGAUUCGAGUCAUUCAAAUUUCAUAAAGCAGUUUCUUGGACUAAGGCUGCAUUAGCUUGGAAAGAACCCAAUUAGGCUAGAAGGCUGAAAUAACUGGCAGAAAAAGCAAGUAACUAAGAAAAAAAUCCAUAGCCUUGAAUUUACCUUAUUUAAAUGUGUUUGUUAAAUUUAUUUUGCUAAAUGAAAUGAAUUGCUUUUUGCCUUUGAAAUGAAAAUAUUCUUAAUAAAACCUUAACUUUUUGUUGGAACUA
Choloepus didactylus (southern two-toed sloth) is the source of this 1731-nucleotide messenger RNA. It is a transcript of the gene HOPX, whose product is annotated as HOP homeobox. Bases 791 to 1012 code for a protein of 73 amino acids. The record is from RefSeq and is a predicted model, not a curated record. Gene Ontology annotation, molecular function: DNA binding. The transcript has 3 exons. Gene Ontology annotation, cellular component: nucleus. Gene Ontology annotation, biological process: regulation of transcription by RNA polymerase II; cell differentiation. NCBI's taxonomy places the organism in Eukaryota, Metazoa, Chordata, Mammalia, Pilosa, Megalonychidae.